UUUCCGGACCAAAGGAGGGAAAACGAACGUAUCCAACUCUCUCACUACAGUUCAUAUUUAUCCUCUACAAACCGCAUAGGAUAACUCUGUGGCCGGAGCGUGAGCACGCGCCACCGUCUCCCCGAAAACAAAACACAAACCAACCCAGAACGUGAAUCAAAGUUCAUAGAUGCUGGAGAGCUUGGUUUUUAGAAAGAAACCAUGGCAGAGUACUGGGUCGAAAUCCAAAUCCCGCAACAGAAGCUCUACAACGGAAUUCAGUUUCCAUCAGUGUUGUCUCCGAGCUCCACAGCCCCGCCCUCCUCUCUCUCCGUCCUUACCAAAACAAUCCAAACUCAGAAGCUAUAUCUUCAGUCUCUGCUCCACGAAUCCGGAGCUUUACUCUUGAGGGGUUUCCCUGUAAGUACGGCCUCCGAUUUCAACGACGUGGUCGAGGCUUUCGGCUUCGAGGAGUUCCCUUACGUUGGGGGCGCGGCGCCACGGACCAACGUCGUGGGUAGGGUCUUUACGGCCAACGAGUCCCCACCAGACCAGAAAAUCCCGUUUCACCACGAAAUGGCUCAGGUGCCUGAGUUUCCAGCAAAGGUGUUUUUCUUCUGUGAAAUAGAGCCUGCAAAUGGGGGAGAGACCCCUUUUGUUCUAAGUCACAUUGUGUAUGAAAGAAUGAGAGCGAAGUACCUAGAAUUUGUUGAGAGAUUGGAGGAACAUGGUUUAAUAUAUACAAGGAUCUUAGGGGAAGGUGAUGACCCUUCUUCUCCCAUUGGCCGGGGAUGGCAGUCUACCUUUUUGACCAAAGACAAGACUGUUGCUCAGCAAAGGGCUGCAAAACUGGGCAUGAAAUUGGAAUGGUUGGAAGAUGGUGUAAAAACAGUGAUGGGUCCAAUCCCAGCUGUAAAAUUUGACAAGAUAAGACAGCGCAAGAUUUGGUUCAAUAGUAUGGUUGCUGCAUAUACAGGGUGGGAGGAUGCAAGAAAUGAUCCUUUGAAGGCUGUCACUUUUGGUGAUGGGAAGCCAUUGCCAUCUGAUGUUAUCUAUGACUGUCUCAAAAUACUUGAAGAGGAAUCUGUUGCCAUUCCAUGGCAGAAAGGUGAUGUUCUAUUGUUGGAUAACUUUGCCGUCCUUCACUCCCGAAGAUCUUUCACCCCACCUCGCCGUGUGCUAGCCUCACUUACCAAGUAGCUUACUUAUCAUUAUUAUUACACUGUUUUAUAUAAGUUUGUAUGUACGUGGAUAAGCAGGGUUUGUACAAUGAUCAAGAGCUCCAGUGAUAAAAUCUUCACACGUGAAUGUAUUUGAUGGUAUGAAUCUUUGAAUAAACUCUUCUCAUGAAUGUUGGGAUA
Messenger RNA from Humulus lupulus (European hop), 1340 nucleotides. RefSeq names its product clavaminate synthase-like protein At3g21360. The record is from RefSeq and is a predicted model, not a curated record. Gene Ontology annotation, molecular function: oxidoreductase activity. Bases 202 to 1179 code for a protein of 325 amino acids. Lineage: Eukaryota; Viridiplantae; Streptophyta; Magnoliopsida; Rosales; Cannabaceae. The transcript has 3 exons.